Sander lucioperca (pikeperch) is the source of this 1942-nucleotide messenger RNA. Its product is annotated as tetratricopeptide repeat protein 9A. Lineage: Eukaryota; Metazoa; Chordata; Actinopteri; Perciformes; Percidae. Bases 196 to 972 code for a protein of 258 amino acids. The record is from RefSeq and is a predicted model, not a curated record. Gene Ontology annotation, molecular function: protein binding. The transcript is spliced from 3 exons.
GGAAAAACACGAGAGCAGGCUCGAGCGGAGGAGCGCGCAUCGCGCAGGGCUGCACGCACAGAGGAGACGUAGCUGCGACACUGCUGGCGAGGCGAAGACGCGUCUACGGCCGAGAGGAUGCAGUGAAGGAGCCUCAAUUUCCCAGCUAAUUUACGCCGGUGCGCCACGGCAACUAUAAGAAAAAUAACGACGAAAAUGAGCGUGGUCAAGGCCGGGCACGACGGCAGGGUCGACGGCGGCAGAGGCAGCCACACCGCCAGCGGCGGCGGCUCCCCGAGGCUCCAGCAGUGCGCUCAGCCUCCCAACAACAGCAGCGGCAGCAGCAGCAGCAGCAGCAGCAGCAGCAGCAGCAGCCGGACCAAAGAUGCCAGAUACCAGCAACAGCUCCAGCAGCAGAGGCAUCAUGGAGGAUCGAUGCUUAAACAACCAUCACUCAACGAGCCAGCCGACGUCGUGAGACGGGCUCUGGACUUCAAGUGCCAAGGGACCCAGUGUUACAAGGAUAAGAAGUACCGAGAGGCGAUUGGCAAGUAUCACCGCGCUCUGCUGGAGAUUAAGGGGCUGUGUAGGGUGCUGGGGGAUCCGGACACCAGCUCCAAGCCCCCGUCCCCCCUCCUACCAACCAUCAGCAAGUCCAGCACGCUGACAGAUGAGCAGAAGGGGGCCAUGGAGAAUGCAGAGCUGGAGUGUUACAACAGCUUGGCCGCCUGCCUGCUGCAAAUGGAGCUGGUGAACUAUGAACGGGUAAAGGAAUACUGUCUGAAAGUGCUUCACAAAGAAGGGAAGAACUUCAAAGCUCUGUACCGAUCCGGCGUGGCCUACUACCACCUAGGAGACUUCCAGAAGGCCCUGUACUACCUUAAGGAGUCACACAAACAGGAACCAUCAGACACCAAUGCCAUCCGCUACAUCCAGCUGACAGAGAUGAAGAUUCGCCGGAAUGCCCAAAGGGAAAAGAAAGAGGCGACAUAAGCACUGGCUGUGUGAUGACUUCUCAGCCGCCGUACGUUCCAGCCCUACUGUGUGCCACCCAGACCUUACACACCAUGAUUCAGAGGUCUUGGUGUGAAACCAUAUUUGUUUGCUUUUGCCUUGCACAGCAUCCGGUUUCCAGUUAUGUGAUUGAACUUCAUCGUUGUGUGCUUGAAGCAUUUAAAAAAAAAAAACCCAUCAGUACCCGAUUCUGAGUUUCUGUCUCCAAACUGAUAAAUGUAUCUAGUAUGAAUCCAUCCCAAGUAUUUUUUACCCAUUACAAACAGAUGCACUGCCAGUCCAAACAUUGCACAUACAGGCCAACACUUGUGAUAAGAGACAGGAGCAACAAGUUCCAUAGUGAGUCCAGCAUGUCUGCAGGCGAGUGUUAACUGUAAAUUAGCACGUGCCCUCGCUCAAGAUGUCUCUCGAAUGGCAUGGAGUAAAUGAGUAACAACCACCUACACCGCCAUACUUUGAUUUUGAAAGUACAACAAUAGAAACAUUUUUUUUUUUUUUUACAUCUCUCUCGAUUAUAUCUGAAGCAAAGGUGCUUUCAUUGAGUAGGUUCCUAACUCAAAAUGUGUAGGCAAGGACAUCAAGAGCACAUGGGUGCUAAUUGCAGUAUGAACGUAAGAGACAUAUCACAAAAUGUACUGUAAAUAGGCUACUUUAUAUAAAUCAUGAAAAAUGUAAUGGAGAGACAAGCUAUGUGUUUAUUGAUGCCAAAACAAAGCACUUCAUUCACAGCAUUUACUGUAUCAACAAUUACUCUAUGUUUACUGUAAAGGUAUGCGUGUAACAAAUGUGUCUAUUGAUUGAAGUACUUUUUUGUUGUGAUGCAGCAGUGGAUUUCCCUUCAAUUUUUCAUGUUCAUUUUUCUCCUAUGUUCCUUAAAAAAAAAAAGCUAAAAUAGAUCUACGGAGAAAUGCUGAUGAAAGCACAUGUGUAAAUAAAUAAGUGAACCAAA